This is a messenger RNA of Penicillium manginii, 276 nucleotides long. RefSeq lists its product as uncharacterized. The record is from RefSeq and is a predicted model, not a curated record. The transcript has a single exon. The coding region runs from base 1 to 276 and encodes 91 amino acids. Lineage: Eukaryota; Fungi; Ascomycota; Eurotiomycetes; Eurotiales; Aspergillaceae.
AUGCAAUCCACCAGCCACCAAGGUUCGCUCCCAGACCGAUCUCGCGACCACACAACCACGACAGAAAUAAACCCGGCUCCAAGCCAAGCCCAUGACUCGAGUGAUUCCCACCGAAAAAGCGAUGAUAGACUCGAGGCCCAGGCCGAUGCCGAACCAACCUGGCAGCCCCGAUUCGACCGCCGGCAGAGCUGGAGUACGCAGGACUACAAGCAUCAAUUGCAGGAACGACUUUUGAAUGUCGAGGAGAGUCGGGAGAGGGGGUUUACGGAGAACUAA